GCGCGGAGCUUUGGCCUAGUCGAUUCCACCUAACCGCACCUACUCCGACCGCCUUGGGGGUAAAUUCUGACGUUUUUGAAUCGGCGCUUCUCGACACUCUACAUCCGGAGACCGACCCGUGCAAGGCGAAGAAUCUCUAGCCUGCGUUUUUCCCUGUCGGCCGCUUCUUCAAAUAUUAAUUUACCGAAAAGACAAAGGUGACCGGGCUUAAACACAAACGGAAAUGUCCGAGAACGACUUGCAGGAGCGACUCCGCGAGUCUGCAAAGGCUUUCGAUGGCCUUUUGUCCCUGAUCCCAGCUCAGAUCUACUACGGUGACCAACAACAAAACGACCAAUGGAAGCGGAAAAAGCAUACCAAGGCUGAGAAGAAGGCCGCAAAGCUUGGCAAGCUCGACCCCGACAGCGAAAAGAACCGCACCGUCCAGGAGGUACUUGAAGAGAGGGCACGCAGCAAGCGCAAGCUGGAGGAUGUUGAUAGCGCGGCUGAAGAUGAAGCGGAGCAGGAUGGAGAUGAUAUAAGUCUGAACCUCGAGGGCAUCGAGAUGGAACAGCCCCUCAAGAGGCAGAAGACUGUCGAGAGCGAGAGCGAGGAGGGGGAUGAAGAGGAAGCCCCCGCGGCUGAGGAUGCGGAAGUCGUGGCUGAUGAUGAUGGUUCCAAGACUCUUUCUGCCAAAGAUCAGAAGAAGCUCCUCAAGAAGCAAAAAAAGCUGGAGAAGCUGGAGAAGAAGGCAGCCAAGACCAAAAAGUCCAAAGAUGCUACCGACGAAGAUGCAGAGCCGAUACCAACACCCAAGAAGGCCUCCGAAGCUGCUGAGGCUGAAACGCCGCGCCCGACCACUGAGGAAGAUGACCGCAAACCGGCGCCGGACAGUGAGCUGGCUCCUAUCGAACUUGCUGGACUGGAAACAAACGACGGCGAGGGGCAGUCCGAAGCAUCAUCAGGGGAAUCCAAAUCAACUUCUCCAGUAUUUGAUACAGACUUACAAGCAAACAACGGUUCCGUGGAGCCCGCCAGCGCGGCAACUUCCAUCGCUUCAGCUGCACCAUCAGAAAAGGCCAAGCCCGCAAAACUACCGUCCAGCACAUCCGACGCUUUUAAGGCCCGUCUUGCCGCCCGGAUCGAGGAGCUCCGUAAGGCGCGCAAGGCUGACGGUGCCGAAGGAAAGCCUGCAAUGACGCGUCAGGAGCUGAUUGAAUCUCGGCGUCAGAAGCAGGCCCAGCGCAAAGCCCACAAGCAGGAAGUGCGCAGGUUGGCAAAGGAGGAAGCUGACCGCAAGCGCGAGGAGGCCCUAGCCAGCGCACGUACUUCGCCGGGAAGCUUCAUGAGCCCUCUGCGCCUGGGUGGAUCUGACGCUGGCUCAGACUCGGGUACCAACAACUUUGCUUUUGGCCGCAUUGCCUUUGCUGAUGGUCAGCAGAUGGCACACGACCUCAGCUACGUCAAAGACGAGAAGAAGAAGAAGGGCCCGUCGGACCCCAAGACGGCUUUGGCCAAGCUCGAGGCGCAGAAGAAGCGCAUGGCAGGGCUGGACGAGGACAAGCGCAAGGAGGUUCUCGAGAAGGAGACUUGGCUUGCUGCCAGACGUCGGGCAGAGGGCGAAAAGAUCCGCGACGACGAGACGCUGCUGCGCAAGGCGGUCAAGCGUAAGGAGCAGGCAAAGAAGAAGAGCGAGCGCGAGUGGGGCGAGCGCAAGGCCGGCGUCGAGAAGGCCAUCCGGGAGCGGCAGAAGAAGCGCGAGGACAACCUGCGCAAGCGCCGUGACGAAAAGGCUGCUGGAAAGAUGGGCAAGAAGAAGGGCGGACCGACCAGGCCCGGUGGCGGCGGCAAGAAAAACCGCCCCGGCUUCGAGGGAGCUGGUUUCGGCGGCAGCAAGAGGAAGUGAAGGACCAAAAUUAAAAAAUUUCUUAUUCUACAUCAUGUCAUUGUUCAAGAUAAUUCUUUUGUCAGGCGCAGGCGGAGUUUGUUGGCGUUUGGCGUCUAUGGGGGCGCCGUGGAUUCGCUCUCUUUCUAACUCUCUCAUGUUCACGCAAGUCUCUCUUGCCCCCGCAUUGGAUCGUCAUCGAAAUAGCAUUUGCAGUGGUUUCAAGGUGAAGGUUGGGAAAAAGAAAAUAAUCUCUUUUAUA
Messenger RNA from Pyricularia oryzae 70-15, 2126 nucleotides. RefSeq lists its product as uncharacterized. The coding region runs from base 224 to 1885 and encodes 553 amino acids. Gene Ontology annotation, biological process: ribosomal large subunit biogenesis; ribosomal small subunit biogenesis. The record is from RefSeq and is a predicted model, not a curated record. Gene Ontology annotation, cellular component: nucleolus. Gene Ontology annotation, molecular function: DNA binding; RNA binding. The transcript has 3 exons. NCBI's taxonomy places the organism in Eukaryota, Fungi, Ascomycota, Sordariomycetes, Magnaporthales, Pyriculariaceae.